AUGCCCAAAAACCUGCAUCUUGAUAAUGAUACCAGAAAAGGUGCUGGUCAAGAAGGCUUCAAUUUCAAGGCAAAGCUUCUAUGCAAUGUGAAGCCCAACCUUCUCUGGAUUCCAAAGUCUGAAACACUUGACUACUCCACACUGAGUCAGGAUCAAAUAAUUAACCAUUUCCAAAGUUCCAAGUGCUUCACAACCAAGGCCGGGUUGUGUACACUUGUAGAAGAUGUACAUUGGUUCACAGAUGUAGAUCCUAACUCAUUUAUCCCACGGUGCUACAGACUGAGAGAGAUAUAUGACCGGGAGAAAUUUAUUGAUGACUUCCGGCAAACAGCUGCCCGUGGUAUUUUAAAGAGGGUAUCAAACUCUGAUCCCAAGUGGUUAGCUGAGAAGACCACUGACAAGGGAAGUGUCCAUACAGAUAUCAUAUUGAAAUCUAUUGAAAUCUGUGAGACAUACCUGAACCAAUUGGAGCACAAUGACAUAGAUCAGGAACGCAGUAAACCCAAACCACCGAGAUAUUGGGAAGAAUUCUUGAGUGACUAUUACCGAGUUAUAGAGUGAGUUAUCUCCAUGGCAAUUUAAUUGUGUUCAUU
Molecule: messenger RNA, 593 nt
Organism: Xenopus tropicalis (tropical clawed frog)
Lineage: Eukaryota; Metazoa; Chordata; Amphibia; Anura; Pipidae
Product: tubulin monoglycylase TTLL3-like
Exons: 6
Coding region: 1-561 (186 amino acids)
Source: RefSeq, a predicted model, not a curated record